This is a messenger RNA of Venustampulla echinocandica, 1257 nucleotides long. RefSeq lists its product as uncharacterized. The transcript has 6 exons. The record is from RefSeq and is a predicted model, not a curated record. Lineage: Eukaryota; Fungi; Ascomycota; Leotiomycetes; Helotiales; Pleuroascaceae. The coding region runs from base 1 to 1257 and encodes 418 amino acids.
AUGUCCCUUCCAGCGACCACAGCACUUCCGGAUCUCAAGGCUCGCCACCAGCGGUUUUUUCGAAAUCGGCAACGAGGCGUCAGGCGGAGGGGUGACGAUGGGCUUGUGAAACCAUCUGACGACGAUUCGGUGUCGGGCGAUGAUUCGCCAUCGGAUGAUGAUGCCAUCAGCACCGGUAUCAAAAUCAUCGCCAGUACCUCCGCAGUGACUUCCUCUCAAGCAACACUCGCUAUAACCACGGCCGCACCACUUGCCGUAACUACGAGUUCGAGUGUGGUGACAACUAGUGUGCAGACUACCACGAGUAAACAGAGUACAACUAAUGUGCAGGCCACCACGAGUAUACAGAGUACAACUAGUGUGCAGGCCAUCACUGCCGUCACAACCCUCACGAGUGUACAAACUCUCACAAAAGAAACGGCAUUGUUACAGUCAAGCGCCCCCAUGGCAAUCCCCGCAACUACACCCGCUCCAGAGGUGCUAGGAACGUCUACCUCUAGUUUCCCAACAACCAGCUCGGAAAGACAACUGGUUGCAACAACGCCAGCCGAGGCGGUAGGGUUAGGCAGUGUCGAUUCGCCGACAGCAACGAAAAUGGGCGGGGGCGCUAUCGCCGGUGUUGUGUUUGGAGUUCUUGUGGGGGUCUUGGCCGCAGUGCUCUUGCUCUGGCUAUGUGUUCGGCGGUCAAGGAAGCACCAACAAGGUGAUGAGUUUAAUGAGAAGGGAGCCGGGUUGGGUGCAUUUUCAGGUUUGGGGAACUUUAGGAGAAAGGCGAGAUCCAUCGAGAGAUCGACGGAGAGUAGGAUAUGGGGAGGGGCAAGCUCAUCCGGGCCAAGAACGGAAGCAGGGGAGAUACCAGCAUACGCCCCGGCAUUUAUGCAACCAGGCGGUAUCCACGCACCGUCGAACCUUGAACGCGGGGGGGUUGGUGGCUCGCUCCUCUCGGAACAACUGCAGCCAACCACUCGGCCUUAUACUUCAAGGAUAUCAGAUCCAAGGGCCCCGCCAAUUUCGCCCCCUCCUCCCAUCUCCAAAGACACUGGAAGGGAGGAAGUGGCCAUGAGUGACGAUGGCCUGGAGAGGCCUUCAACUCGAUGGUUCGCGAGAGACUCGGUUUCUAGUGUGCCGAGAUUCAGAGACAUCAAAUCUUGGGCUAGAGACCAGACCACGAGGACGGCUUCAAAACUCAGUUCGAGUGCAAGUAGUGUCCAAACUGGUGUUCCCAACAUGCCGACUGGUCCGUAUAAUCAAAUGUGA